AUGAUCUUCAACAUCAGAACGCUAACAAUACAAAAGGCCUUCCUUAUCGGCUGUGUUCUGGCAAUUGACCAGAAGCAGUUUGAUAAGAUACUGGAGUUGAUUGACAGCGGGAAUAAGGAGGGAGCCAAACUGGAGUGUGGGGGCGUGGCCAUGGAGGACACAGGCCUCUACAUCCAGCCCACCGUAUUCUCCCAUGUCAAGGACCACAUGCGCAUCGCCAAGGAAGAGAUCUUCGGCCCGGUCCAGUGUAUAUUCCGCUUCAAGAGCCAGCAGGAGGCCAUAGAGAGAGCCAACAGUACGGAGUACGGCUUGGCUUCUGCCGUGUUCACACGCAAUCUGGACCGGGCUCUCUCUGUGUCUGCCGCCCUGGAGACUGGCACCGUCUGGGUAAACUGUUAUAACGCCCUCCAUGCCCAGGCACCAUUCGGAGGAUACAAAAUGUCAGGCAAUGGACGAGAGCUGGGUGAGUAUGCAUUGGCAGAGUACUCUGAGGUGAAAGCUGUGACCAUCAAACUGACUGAGACACUGUGAGGGACACAGGAGAGACCACAAACCACUACUAGAGCCCAGCCCAGCACUACUUUGUCAUCAACUCAGGCUGUGUCCCAACACUCUGAAGCCACUCCCUUUCCUCAUCUUCUUGUCUCAUUUCCUUUAUCACCUUUGGUCAUAAAGAGUUUUAUUUGUGCAUGUGCUAUGCUCAAAUCCUAUUCAACGCCUAUUUCACCUAUCACUCAAAGUCAUAAGGUGAAAAAGCCAAGGAAAGGACGCCAUCGAAGGGUGUUGGGACACUGGAGUGGCUUUCUUUCCUUGGCAAAUCAAAGGAGACAAGGAGAGGUGGCCAAUCUGGAAGUGAAUUGGGACGCAGCCAAACCCUAUUAGAGUUUCAGACCCUCCCACAGCUCUAUUGCUCCAGGGGUGUAUUCAUAGGAACCAAUUGGAAGCAAACGAGACGAAAUGGGAGGGACCUACCUGAAUUUGUCCAAUAGAAAUUGCUACGGUUUGCAACAUUUUACACUAAUGAAUACACCCCAGCCCUUUACAAUACUACAGCACUUCAGAGCUUCACUAAACCCCGCCAACAGAUGUGGUGUACAAUUUUGAACCUUCUUUGUCACCAUGUCACUCCCUGGCCUUAGUUAUCUUUGUUUUCUUUAUUAUUUUAGUUAGGUCAGGGUGUGACAUGGGGGAUGUUUGUGUGUUUUUGUCUCGUCUAGGGUGUUUGUAUUGUCUAGGGGGUGUUUGUAGAGUUCAUGGGGUUGUGUUCAUUGUAGGUGUUUAUGUAAGUCUAUGGUUGCCUAGAUUGGUUCUCAAUUAGACAGCUGUCUAUCGUUGUCUCUGAUUGGGAGCCAUAUUUAGGCAGCCAUAGUCAUUAGGUAGGUUGUGGGUGAUUGUCUAUGUGUAAGUUGCCAGUGUCUGCACUUAAUGUUUGUAUAGCGUCACGUUUGUUGUUUUGAUUAGUUUGUUUAGUGUUUGUUUCGUCUUCAUUAAAGAGAGAAUGUAUUGUUCUCACGCUGCGCCUUGGUCCUCCUCACUUAAAUGUUACGACGAACGUGACACACCAGUCCCAUAGUAGAACGUCACCAGUCCCAUAGUAGAACGUGGGCCGUGUUCGGCAGAGAACAACAUUGUGGAACAUUCAGAUAAAAAUAUAUUAUGUAGAACAAACAUGUCUCUCAGAUUUGUAGAAUAUGGAAUCAACACGUCAGCACUAGUCAUAGCAUUUCUAUCUGCAAUGUUCCACAACGUUUGCCUACACUGAACGCAGCCCGGUUUAUGCCUAUGCUACUGUCUAUCUAUGUGGGUCUCAUGUACAGAAAUGAAUGUGAGGAAUCAUUUAAAAAAUAUAAAUAUAUCUUAAUUUUGGGUUUUCUGAUAUGAAUGUUCUUCUCUCAUUUUGAGGAGCAUUUUCUCCCUUUUCAAAUGGUGGAAUGAAUUUUGAUUCCCGUUCCAAACAAGGUAAUAUUUACCUCUAUUUUUUGACUUUCUAAUGCCCAGAAGAAAGACAUGUUUUUAAUCCACUACAAUAACAAUAUAUAGGUCUAGUACUGUACUAGCAAACCUUAACUGGCAUUUUAACACUUUUAAACACUUUACAUUGUGUUGCAUUUGGAUCUGUGUACAAUAUCUUUCAGAGUUGUAUGACUAUGCUCAUCUAUAAGGUCUUGACCAGGGUGGCAACAUUCUGCUAACUUUACCAAACUUCCCAGGUUUCACAGAACUACUGGUCAGAUUCAGGGAUUGCUGGAAACCCUGGUAAUUUUCUGAAAGUGAACAGAAUGUUGCAGCACUAGUCUGGACUCCUGAGUACUGUUAUUAACAUAUUGUUAUGUCUUGGGUGACGAUACCCCUGAUGAUGUUUCUAUGCUUUGUGCUUUUAUUGAACUAAAUAUAGGAAGUUUUGCAAAUGGUUUGAUGGAAUGUAUUUCUUUGCAAUACAUAUGGGGCUGGUUUCCCAAACUAAAACAACAUUUCAAUGGAGAUUCUCAUUUGAGAUUUGUGUUUAAUCCAAGCACUCGGCUUAAUCUGUGUCUGGGAAACCGGAGCCUAAUUCAAUAAGGUAAAACGGGGGUUGUGUCCUGUUGGUGUUUUUAAUGGUAUAACAAUGCUACUGAAAACUGGCAUUAAGUUGAAAAUACAAGUAAUUUGUACUCCAAUAAUGUCUCAAAUGGGAGGUAAACCAUUCCUUGUCGUCACAAUAUAUAUGUGAGAUGUUACAAUGUAUAACAAACCACAAGGAAACAAGUAAUUCUGUUCAUGUUUCAUAUACUAGUUUCUCACUUUUUAUAUGGAUAUUUAAAUACACAUUUUAAAUAAAAUAAAAUGGAAUGUGUUUGUGA
Salvelinus fontinalis (brook trout) is the source of this 2840-nucleotide messenger RNA. RefSeq names its product aldehyde dehydrogenase family 1 member A3-like. Gene Ontology annotation, molecular function: aldehyde dehydrogenase (NAD+) activity. The transcript is spliced from 5 exons. Lineage: Eukaryota; Metazoa; Chordata; Actinopteri; Salmoniformes; Salmonidae. The record is from RefSeq and is a predicted model, not a curated record. The coding region runs from base 1 to 531 and encodes 176 amino acids.